AUGAGUAUUCCAGUUCCAAACAUGUAUCAAGUAUAUCUUGUUUGUAGCAUAGCAUUGGAAUGUGGAGUGGAGCCCAUUGGUGAACCUAUGCUUAGCUGGCUCCAACCUCUUUUUAUGGACCUUGUCUCCCUCUCUACAAGUAAAAGCCUUUUCACUCCAAAAACUCUUCAAUUCUUCUUUUUCAACUCUCUCUCUCAGAUCUAUUCAAUCUCAGAUCAACAUCUUUUUCUUCUUCUUCUUGUUGUUGUAGUUUUCUGUGGAUCACCGUCAUCAUCGUCGUUGUCAUCAUCGUCAUUGUCGUGGUGA
Molecule: messenger RNA, 306 nt
Organism: Lathyrus sativus (Indian pea)
Lineage: Eukaryota; Viridiplantae; Streptophyta; Magnoliopsida; Fabales; Fabaceae
Source: the annotation of a GenBank genome assembly